CGCUCUAUUCUCAUCAUGACAGAGCCUGCUCCCUCUACAGCGACAGCGCCCGCGGCUGACAAGCCCCGCGAUCAAGGACGAGAUGGCAAGGUCGCCGACAUGGAAUACUACGACCUCCUCUCUGUCCCCGCCUCAGCGUCUGAUCUCGAGCUCAAGAAGGCCUAUCGUAAAGCCGCCAUAGUAAAUCAUCCGGACAAAGGUGGUGAUGAGGAGAAGUUCAAGCUCGUCGGAGAAGCAUAUCGCGUCCUUUCUGAUUCUAAUCUGCGCGCUGAUUACGAUCGUCAUGGAAAGAAGAAGCCAACAGAUGAAGUAGGACUCAAAGAGGCGACGGAGAUGUUUGGCAACUUGUUUGGUGGGGAGAGAUUUGUGGAUUACAUUGGCGAGAUUUCGCUGCUCAAGGACUUUGGAAAGGCGAGCGAGAUUAUGAUGAGCGAAGAGGAAAAGGCUGAAAUGGAGGCAAAGUUGAAAGAAGAACAAGGCAAGAGCGGUGAGGCGGCCACGGGGGCGACUGAGCCUGGAGCAAGCGCCACGCCCGCUGCUGCUGCUGCUACAGCGGCGGCAUCGACCCCUGCGGGUAAAGGUGAAGCUACCACCGCGACUACCAAUGCGACCGCAACAUCAGAGACGGCCAGCGCCUCUGGCUCCACGCCAUCCUCGGCUGGGGACACCCACCUGCAAGCGCACGACCCCAAGUCUAGCAAACGCCCCUCAUCCUCUUCUACCCCCUCAACUAAGCUCACUCCCGAGCAAAAAGCCAAGCUCGAGGAGCUCGAGACACAGAAGAGCGCCGCGGAGCAACAGCGCAUCAAAGACCUCACCGCAAAGCUCCUCGAGCGCAUCAGGCCCUUUGUCACCUCGCGCAACCCCGGAGACGCAAACGACAGCGAGACGCAGCUCUUCGAGAAGAAGAUGCGCCAAGAAGCUGAGGACCUCAAACUCGAGUCGUUCGGCGUUGAGCUCCUCCACGUCAUCGGAUCCGUCUACCUCUCCAAGUCCACUACCUGGAUCAAGUCGCAGCGACACCACUUCCUCGGCUUGCCUGGCUUCUUCAGCCGCCUCAAGGAAAAGGGAGGAAUGGUCAAGGAGACAUGGAACCUCCUAGGAUCAGCCGUCUCUGUUCAGAUGUCAAUGGAGGAUCUGGCCAAACGACAAGAGAAGGGGGAAAUCCCUGAAGACGAGCUUCGUCAGCUCGAACAGGAGAUGAGCGGCAAGAUGCUCCUCGCUACCUGGCGUGGCACGAGGUGGGAGGUAACGGGCGUGCUGAGGAGGGUAUGUGAUGCUGUUCUCAAUGAGAAGGGGGUAGACCAGAAGACCCUCCUGCAUCGCGCUAGGGCAUUGGCGCUGCUAGGGACCAUCUACAAGCAGGUCAAGCCGGACGAGAGCGAUGAGGAGAGGCGAGAGUUGGAGAGGCUAGUUGCUGAGGCGGCUGGGAAGUCAAAGCAUGGCAAAGACAAGCAUAAGAAGGAUAAGUCGGCUGGCGAGAAGGCGGGGGAGAGUGGGACGUCUACCCCAGCUGGUGGAAAGGCAGCUGGUGCCACGCCUGCUGCUGCGGCUUGAGGAGCAGCUCGUUGGAUCGUUUGUCGCUAUUCCAUCCCUCCUACACCUACGACCUUCCCGUCCCGCGUUCCGUGGCGUUCCGUUACCCGGACGUCCUUCCUCCUCUCUUCAUGAGCAAUAUUUUUCCCCCCUUCAGUCUCCUCUUGCUUCCUCUCAUGCUAGACGCUCGAUAUGGCUUGUGUUCACUUCCAAAUUCAAUAGCGCAGGAUGUUGCACCACGUGCUCGCCCCUCCGGCUCCUUGUCAUGCCCUCACGAUCGUCCAAGCCACAACGACCCCUCCCUCACCUUGACCUUGACCCUGACCGUGAUCCGUUGCCUUUCCAUCUUCGUGCCCUACCUCCCCAC
This is a messenger RNA of Jaminaea rosea, 1903 nucleotides long. Its product is annotated as DnaJ-domain-containing protein. Lineage: Eukaryota; Fungi; Basidiomycota; Exobasidiomycetes; Microstromatales. Gene Ontology annotation, biological process: protein import into peroxisome matrix. The transcript has a single exon. Bases 16 to 1557 code for a protein of 513 amino acids. The record is from RefSeq and is a predicted model, not a curated record. Gene Ontology annotation, cellular component: cytosol.